Messenger RNA from Asparagus officinalis (garden asparagus), 2782 nucleotides. Its product is annotated as MLO-like protein 9. The record is from RefSeq and is a predicted model, not a curated record. The transcript is spliced from 15 exons. NCBI's taxonomy places the organism in Eukaryota, Viridiplantae, Streptophyta, Magnoliopsida, Asparagales, Asparagaceae. The coding region runs from base 1 to 1728 and encodes 575 amino acids. Gene Ontology annotation, biological process: defense response. Gene Ontology annotation, cellular component: membrane.
AUGGCAGGAGGAGGAGAGAACUCAAGAGAGCUAGACCAAACACCCACAUGGGCUGUUGCUUCAGUUUGCGCCAUCAUCGUUGUCAUCUCCAUUUUACUUGAACAGGGUCUUCAUUACAUCGGCGAGUGGUUGACAGAGAAAAGAAAGAAGGCACUCUUUGAAGCACUUGCAAAAGUGAAGGCCGUCAUAUUCCAUUUUNGAAUCAUUUCCUUCCUUCUGACUUUUACACAAGAUCACAUCGCAAAAAUAUGCAUACCAGAGAAAGCUGCGAGUACUAUGCUUCCAUGUAAACUGAGGAAUGAAGCAGAUGAAGGAGAUCAACUUGAUGGAAGUCGCAGAAGCCGACUUUUAGGGACUUUAGCUGCUAACUAUUCUAGCCGUAGAAUCUUAUCAGCUCAGCCUAAUCCAUGUUCGAAAGGAAAGGUGCCAUUUGUUUCAGUACAUUCAAUGCAUCAGUUGCACAUCUUCAUUUUCUUCUUGGCACUAGUUCAUGUAGCCUACAGUGCUAUAACAAUGGCCCUUGGAAGAGCAAAGAUUCGCAGGUGGAAGGAGUGGGAGAAGGAGACUCAAACUGAUGAUUAUGAUUUCCCUAAUGAUCCUUCGAGAUUAAGAUUCGCUCUAGACACGACUUUUGUGAGACAACACACAAGCUUCUGGAAUAGGCUCCCUAUUUUUCUAUAUGUUGGCAGUUUCUUUCAUCAGUUCUUUAGGUCUGUUCGAAAAACAGAUUACUUAGCCAUGCGCCAUGGAUUCAUCAACGUGCAUUUGGCUCCUGGAAGCAAGUUCAACUUCCAAAAGUAUAUACUGAGGUCACUAGAAGAUGACUUCAAAAUAGUAGUUGGAAUCAGUCCUCUCUUGUGGGUUUCUGCUGUGCUCUUUUUGCUUCUUAACGUUCACGGAUGGCAUGAAUUAUUUUGGGCAACACUACUUCCCCCAGUUAUUAUUCUUGCUGUUGGAACAAAACUUCAAGCUAUCAUCGCGACGAUGGCUGUUGAGAUUCAAGAAAGGCAUCAAGUUAUUCAAGGAAUCCCUGUGGUGCACCUUGAUAAUAGACAUUUUUGGUUCGGCCGUCCUCAGCUAGUACUGUCUCUCAUCCAUUUCUCAUUAUUUCAGAAUGCAUUUCAAAUAACGUAUUUCUUCUGGAUAUGGUAUGAUUUCGGACUAAGGUCUUGCUUUCAUGAAAAUCUUGGGCUUACCAUUGGCAGAGUCUGCAUUGGCGCGGCAGUCCAAUUUGUGUGCAGCUACAUUACACUUCCACUUUAUGCCCUUGUAUCCCAGAUGGGCUCGCAUAUGAAAAGAUCAAUCUUCGAUGAGCAGACCUCCCUGGCUCUCAAGAAAUGGCACCAAGCAGUAAAGAGAAAGCACAAAACAUCACGUCUUCAAUCUCCAUCAGUAAGUCCAAGCACAAGCACAAUGGCAUCACCUAACGCGUCGUCGCGUAUUCACCAGUUCGUUCGAUCAAGAACUCUCGGUAUAAACUCAAGAGUAACUCGAAACCAUUCGAGGUUGUCUUAUUUCUCGGACCCAGAGAUUUCAGAUCAAGAAGCUGAGAAUAUGUCUUCGCCUUCAUCUGCGACGAAUUUGAUACCGAGCUUUAAGCAUAAUAGAGAAGUCGGUGUUGAUGAAAAAAUUGAGCACUGUUUGAAUUUAGAGGGACAUGGGGAUGAGGAGUUUACGUUUGUGAAUCAUCCAUUGGAGAAUGGAGAAAAUCAAAAGCCACCUAUCUAGUUUUGUUCUGUAUUUUGUUCGAUAACUUCCAUACAAUUUUUUCUUCAACUUUAACAUUACAUGUUGAUUUCAUUGAUUUAUAAAGUUGUCAACAGUAUAUGGAGGGAAUCUACGAGUUCUUUCUUUCGAAUUUCUUUUUCUUUCACUUUAAUGCAUGAAUAUUUAUUCUUAUUAUUCGGACAAUUACUUUUCCAACUGUUUAUAUACAACAUUGAGUUAAAAUAACCCCAAAAGCUAUGUUAAGGAAUAUUCAAAAACUAAGGAUGAUAAAUUUGGGGGUAUUAUUAACUCAGCGUAGUAGAACUGGAGGGUUAAUUAGCAAAUUUCAAGCAAUAUCUUACUUGCUCAUCAUGAGAUUGUGAAGAAUUACAGCAUAAAACAUUUCCCCCAGGAUUAUGAUGAGCAUUGAUAUCAAGAAGGCUUUUGAUACUAUAAAUUGGGAUUUUCUAAAAGAAAUGCUAAAAGGCCUUGGUUUUCCUGCAAAGUUUACAAACUGGAAUAUGGUAUGCAUUUCUUCUCCCAGGUACUCCAUCUCUUUAAAUGGCACCCUUCAUGGCUACUUCAAAUGAGAAAGAGAUUUAAGACAGGGUGAUCCUCUUUCACCUUACUUGUUCCACAUUGGGUAUGGAGUUUCUCUCUAGGAAACUGGAUAUGCUUAAAGAGGACAGGUCUUUUAAGUUCCUUCCUAGAUGUGGUGAUUUGAAAAUCACACAUCUAAUAUUUGCUGAUGACCUCUUCCUCUUCUCAAAGGGAGACCUACAUUCAGUGAUGCUUCAAGGAUUUUAGUGCUGUAUCAGGUCCGGAAGCUAAUCCAGGAAAAUACAAAAUCUUCUAUGGUGGGGUUGAUGAAAACACUAAAAGUCUUGUUGACAACUUCCUGAAUUUCACCGAGGGUGCCUUACCUAUCAACUAUCUGGGAGUCCCUUUGAUAUGCAAACAAUUAUCUUACAUUGACUGCACUCCUCUCUUAAACAAAAUAUCAGGUCAGUUGCAGGCUUGUUUGAAAAACAGGUCUCUUUCAUAUGCAGGCAGAUUGCAGAUAAUCAAGAGUGUU